UGCAGCCCUCCAGUGCUGCUGGCCUGAGAUGGGAGCGCACACAGCGGCACCAUCACGGCCGGAGAAACGGGAUAAACCUGGAAAAGAACCCAUCCGCACAACAAUACCACAUAGGUACGGCGGCGCGGAGGGAAGGAGGAACAAUGGCACAACGAAACAAUUGAUUCAACCGGAUCCCACCGCUUGAUCGCGUUCUCUGAGAAACUCCGAUGUUGUCGUCGCUUGUGUUUUGCGCUUUUUAUCCUUUCUCCUUGAGCGCUGCUGGUACAAAGGCGCUCGGUCUGGAGCCGCAGCAGCACCUGGGAUUACUGCCAUGUGAAGCUGCUAUCACGGACACACACGGAAUGGUAGACACAGACAGUGAGUAAACCUCUCAGGAUUAAAACACUUUAUUAAUAAUUUUGUUCUUCUUCUCUCUCUCUCUCUCCCGGAGAGCGAGACCCCCCCCCCCUCCCGUGUCACCCCGCGAGGAUAGAUGCUGUCAUUGUGUCAAGGCUGAGAUUUUUGAAAGGGGGAAAAAAAGAAAAACAAGAACUCUUCUUUUUUUUAAUGUGUCCUAUUCUGGAAUAAUGCAUGAGACAGACGAGCUGCAUGAGAUUGCCGCUUUGUGUCCCCUGUCCUGCCUCACACGUCCCCGGCUAUCCCUCUGCCUGACCAGCCGGUCUUUCUUGUUCAGAAUGGGAUGUAUUGUCGCCUCUGCGCAGCCCACGACAAGUGUCAGCGAUUGCACUGUGUGUUUCUGAACCGGUUACCCCUGAAGGCCUGUUUUUAAACCCCGCUUUCUGACUGCAGGUGGCCAUUGUUGUCGAUAAGGACUCUGUGGCAAACUGGACCAUAACAGGACAGACGGUGCGCCCUCGGCUUCAUUCACCCAGGUGUGUGUGAGCCAGGGUCAGUCGCAGAGAGGAAUUCGGCACAACAUGGUGGAGCCUGUGGGAUUUACCGAGGCGUGGAAUGCUCAAUUCCCGGAAUCCGAACCCCCCAAAAUGGAGCUGCGAUCAGUCGGUGGCAUCGAGCAGGAACUGGAGAAGUGCAAAGCUUCCAUCAGGCGCCUGGAGCAGGAGGUGAACAAGGAGCGCUUCCGCAUGAUCUACCUGCAGACCCUCCUGGCCAAGGAGAGGAAGAGCUACGACAAGCAGCGGUGGGGCUUCAGGAAGACGCCACUGAACGAGGGCAUGGACCCCGAGACCACGCAGGGCGCCGAGUGCCCGUCCCAGCAGCCGCACAUGCAGGAGACCGGUGGAGUCGGAAUAGGAGUCGUUGGUGGAGGGUAUGGCGGUGGCAGUAUGGAGAGGAGCCGCUAUCAGCCUCUCGGAGAUGGACGGUCCAAACCCAGGCCUCCGCCAGCCAGGAAGUCGGCCUCCCACGGAGACGGGCUGGAGUCGGCCUUUGAGGUACCCCAGCAGGCCGAGUCCACGUCCUGCGACAACCUCGAUGGCCUCUCGCCGUCCAAGCAGAGAGGCGGCAUCUCGGUCUCCCCCCGCAGGCUCAACGUUCCGCCAACAGACAAGGACCUGCCCUCUGACCCCAAGGACAAGCUGGGGAUGGGACUUGGGGUGGCGGCCUUACGGUCCAACUUUGAGAGGAUCAAACGGGCCAACUCUCAUUCUGCGGGGGAUGUAGCAAAGGGCCAGGAGAAGCAGCAGCAGCAGCAGCAGCCGCCGCCGCCGCCGCCAUUCUACUCUAACAUGGAAUUUCACCACGAGAGGGGUCUGAUCAGGGUCAACGACCGUGACGUCUCUGACAAGAUCAGCUCCCUGGGCAGCCAGGCCAUGCAGAUGGAGCGAAAGAGAUCUCUUCACUCCCUCCCGGGUAACCUGGCAACGGUGGCGGGGGAGCUCCGCGCCAGGCCAGUGUACAGAGGCCGGUCCUCCGAGAGCACCUGCGGCUACGACGCAGAAUAUGAGGACGGGGAACCCAACCAGAGAAAUGCAGUGAGGGCCAAUGGCGGCAAACCUCCACCCCCGCCAUGGCAGCCCUCCGAGUUCCAGGCCUACUCCAGCGUCUAUGUUGGUGGGGUAAUGAUGGGCGAAGGCGGCGGUGGGGACGGGAGAGGUGGCGGCGGGAGUGGCAGUGGCGUCCCAAUGAGAGAGCUCGGGGUAGGCGAUGACCACCUCCUGACCUGGCCGCGCCGCUCCUACUCCCCGGGGAGCUUUGAGGAUGUCGGUGGAGGCGGUGGCUACACACCGGACUGCAGCUCCAACGAGAACCUGACGUCCAGCGAGGAGGACUUCUCCUCCGGGCAGUCCAGCCACGUCUCCCCCAGUCCCACCACCGCCUUCCGCCGGCCCUUCAGGGAGAAGAGCCGCUCGCCGUCCCAGAACUCCCAGAACUCCCAGCACUCGUUUGACAGCAGCAGCCCUCCGACGCCGCAGUCCCAGAAGCGCCCCCACCGGCAGCAGGGGGGCCACGUGGUCAUGUCUGAAGCCACUAUUGUGAGCGUUCGCAAGACCGGUCAAAUCUGGCCACCUGGUGCCCAUCAUGACCUCGUGCCCCACGGUCGAACACCCCAUGACAACAGUUUCCACGGAGACCAACUAGAUGGUCAUUUCCCCGGGACGCCUCCCACGUACGGUUACGAUGCAGACCGCGCAGAGGAGCAGCGGAGGCACCACGACAUCCUGCCGUACAUCGACGACUCGCCGUCAUCUUCGCCGCACCUCAGCUCCAAGAGCCGCAGCAGCCGGGACACCCUCUCCUCCGGAUCGCUGGAGUCCUCCAAGUCGACUGAAUGUGACCUGGAAAAAGGUUUGGAGAUGAGGAAGUGGGUCCUGUCUGGGAUCCUGGCCACCGAGGAAACAUACCUCAGUCACCUGGAGGCCCUGCUGCUGCCGAUGAAGCCUCUGAAGGCCGCGGCUACAACGUCGCAGCCGGUGCUCACCGUGCCCCAGAUAGAAACCAUCUUCUUCAAAGUGCCUGAGCUUUACGAGAUCCACAGGGAGUUCUACGACGGACUCUUCCCUCGCGUUCAGCAGUGGAGCCACCACCAGAGAGUCGGAGACCUCUUCCAGAAACUGGCCAGCCAGCUCGGAGUCUACCGAGCGUUUGUGGACAACUAUGAGCUGGCUGUGGAGACCGCAGAGAAGUGCUGCCAGGCGAACACACAGUUUGCUGAAAUCUCUGAGAACCUGAAGGUGAGAAGCCCAAAGGACUCAAAGGACCAGACAGCCAAGAACUCUCUAGAAGCGUUGCUCUAUAAACCGGUGGACCGAGUGACCCGCAGCACAUUGGUGCUCCAUGACUUGCUCAAACACACGCCCACCAGCCACCCGGACCACCCGCUUCUGCAGGACGCCUUGCGGAUCUCCCAGAACUUCCUGUCCAGCAUCAACGAGGAGACGACGCCCCGGCGGCAGUCUAUGACGGUCAAGAAGGGAGAGAGCCGUCAGCUGCUGAGGGACAGUUUCAUGGUGGAGCUGGUGGAGGGCGCCAGGAAGUUGCGGCACGUCUUCCUCUUCACUGAUCUGCUGCUCUGCGCCAAGCUGAAGAAACAGAUCGGAGGUAAAAACCAACAGUACGACAGCAAGUGGUACAUUCCCCUGACUGAGCUGACCUUCCAGGACCCCGAGGAGGCCGAGCCCCUUACCAUCCCCCAGAUCCCUGACGAAGAGCUCGACGCCAUGAAGGUCAAGAUCUCACACCUCCGCAGCGAGAUUCAGAGAGAGAAGAAAGGCAACAAGGGUUCAAAGGUCAUCGACCGGCUCAAGAAGAAGCUCUCUGAACAGGAGUCCCUGCUCCUGUUAACGUCUCCGAGCUUGCCCAUCAGGGUCUACAACAAGAACGGCAAGAGUUACAGUUUCCUGAUUGCGUCCGACUUUGAACGUGCAGAGUGGAGGGAGAUAAUGAAGGAGCAGCAGAAGAAAUGUUUGAAAACUUCCUCCUUGACUUCAAUGGAGCUGCAAAUGUUGACCAGCUCCUGUGUCAAGCUGCAGACUGUCCACCAUAUUCCACUCAGCAUCAACAAAGAAGAGGAUGAAGCCCCCGGUCUCCACGGGUUCCUGAAUGUAAUCGUCCACUCUGCCUCCGGCCUCAAACAGAGUUUGAAUCUCUACUGCACAUUGGAGGUGGAUUCCUUUGGCUUCUUUGCAAAUAAAGCCAAGACGAGAGUGUAUCGAUACACCACUGAACCCAAAUGGAACGAGGAGUUUGAGAUUGAGCUGGAGGGCUCUCAGACCCUGAGGCUGCUCUGCUUUGAGAAGUGCUACAACAAGACCAAGCCAAACAAAGAGGACGGGGAGGGCACCGACCGCAUCAUGGGGAAAGGACAGAUCCCGCUCGACCCUCCGACUCUCCAAGGCAAAGACUGGCAGAGAACAGUUAUUCCCAUGAACGGGAUCGAGGUUAAACUUUCCAUGAAGUUCACCAGCCGAGAGUUCAGCCUGAAGAGGAUGCCCUCGCGGAAACCCAUGGGUGUGUUUGGUGUCAAGAUCUCCACGGUGACCAGGAGAGAGCGCUCCAAGGUUCCCUACAUUGUCCGGCAGUGCCUAGAGGAAAUUGAAAGGCGGGGUUUGGAGGAGGUGGGCAUCUACAGAGUAUCCGGAGUGGCCACUGACAUUCAGGCCUUGAAGACCGCCUUUGACACCAAUCAUAAAGACGUGUCAGUGAUGAUGAGUGAGAUGGACGUCAAUGCCAUCGCUGGGACCUUGAAGCUGUACUUCAGAGAGCUGCCAGAACCGCUCUUCACUGAUGACCUCUACCCCAGUUUUGCAGGCGGCAUCUCUCUGUCUGAUAGUGUUGCCAAAGAGAGCUGUAUGUUGAACCUCCUGCUGUCACUGCCUGAGCCCAACCUCGUCACGUUCCUCUUCCUUUUGGAUCACAUGAAGAGGGUGGCAGAGAAGGAAAGCAUCAACAAGAUGUCUCUCCACAACCUGGCAACGGUGUUUGGGCCGACCUUGCUGAGGCCUUCCGAGAAGGACAGCAAGAUCCCCACGAACCCCACCCAGCCCAUCAGUAUGGGGGACAGCUGGUCCCUGGAAGUCAUGGCACAGGUACAAGUGUUGCUGUAUUUCCUCCAGCUUGAGACGAUCCCCACCCCAGACAGUAAACGACAGAGCAUCCUCUUCUCCACUGAAGUAUAGAGCUAACGUUGACUCUGAGACUUGGACAAUGAAGGAGUGAAAUAGAAAUGGACCGUGGCUCAAAGUGAGCCUGUAGUAGUGUGUUUUUGAAUUAACUGAUCACAUUAGGGUCAGGCAGCUGGGAAGGAUCGUCUUUGACGUUGCCCCGACUCCCUCAAACACAGGAGGGCGCCAUUAGUCUUCGAAGCUCAGUGGAUGCAGGUCCUUGAGGUUCAUAUCUCCUGUUUCCUGAUAUUUAAUAUGAUUCCUUCUACCUUCAGUGAUGAUGUUGGCAUGUCUGCCUUCUACAUGUCUCCACCGUGCUCUUUGUUGGUCUCAACAUUGAACCUCUACAGCGUGUAGACAGUUGUAGUUCAAACAACAAAAAGUUGUCCAAAUCAGUCCAUAUUUGAACGAAAUACAUCUUUCUUGAUUCUUGAUUUCUUUUGCUAACAAAUCUGAAAUUCCACGUAUCUUUUUUUGUUUGGGCAUUAUCCUCUAUGUGUGUUUAUUUUGGACAAUCAUCAACUCUCAAGAAAAAAAUCUGUUGAUCCACCUCAAACAUUGCUUCAUGUCCUGCAGGAGAACAUUCUAACCAUGUCUUACAUAACCUACUGUCUUACUGAAAAGGCGAGAGGUAACACGUGUGCUGUUUGUAGGAGUUUAAAAACGAACAUCCACAGCUGCCACAGUACUGGCUUUUCUUCUUUGUGUAAGCACCUGUGUGUUAAAGUGUUUACAACGUAAACAAAUCCUAACUGCAGCUUGAGAAGAGACUGUAAGACAUCAUACAAUGUAACAGGAUGAUUAAUAAUACACAAUCUGACUGCCUGCGUUCUUCAAGAGCAUAAAAGCAAAUGUCUUGUUUUUGUGUUGUUUGUGUCUCAAGAUAGUCUUCAGCUUGAAUAUUGAGGAAGCAAUAUAUUUUCUAACAUAGGAGUUGUUUGUGUGCAUACCUUUGCAGACACAAGGUCCUUGUUAUUGUAACAUAGAACAUCUUGCCAAAUGAAUAUGUUGAUGGUUUGUUUCUAGGAGAAAAGGAAGUGGUUGUAUUUACAGAUACAGUAUGUACAUAAUCUUAAAGUUGUAUUGUUUUUUUCUUCUUUUUGUUCAACAGUAUGAUCAUUGUUGCUGUUAUUGUAAUUUAUUUUUGGGGCCAGGGGGGGAUUUAUUUUUAAUUUUUUAUGUGAACUUUAUUUCUGUUUGAUUAAGAAAGUGGUAGGUCUUAGCCUUGACUUCAAGUCCUGCAGUAAAUAAGCAGGAUUUAGCCUUGUUCUUAUAGAAUUUUACUCAGCUGUUCUGUCCAGCCUACCGAUUAUUCAUUUAAAUAUUAUUCUAACGGUAACACACACAUUGUAGUUACAUGACUGUAUGCUGCUGUGGAAAAGGCACAAGCUCUUUAACUGCUGGGUGUUCCUCAGCAGAAAGGCUCACAUCCAGAGACCGUCGCCUGUCUAGUGUAGACAUUAUGCAAUGUCAUAAUCGAGCACACACACACUCACACACAUAUGACAGUGACUUUUUUGUACCAUUUUAUCUGUGGCUGCAGAUGUGCACUCGCGCGAUGUUAGAACUACUGUAUUGCAACUCGAUUAACCUGAGAGCACUCUGCAUUUAUGUCCAUUAAGGAGCAUAUCUGUUGGUUAUAAUGAAGGAAUAUUAUUAUUGUUUUUUUCAUCUUCUCCUCACAUCUUUUUUUUAUUUAUCUCAUGCAUAUGUUCUUUAAUUCUUCUUCAUCCUAUUAAGCCUGAAGGGAUCCAACUCUGAGUAAAUUUUAAAAGCUCAAAUAAUGUUGUGUUGAUUUUAAAAGGAUCCAUAUCUCAUUUUAAUUUCGCUGUCCUUGAUUUAACAUGCAGGCAUGUUUUAUUGUUGUUGUUUUUUCUUCAUUUUGUUCUUGCUGUUGCUGUUUUGUUCACAAAUGUGUCAUCAUAGACUUUGGGAUGUUAGUAGCCCAUGAGGAUCUUGGUUUACAUUAUUACAGCAUGUCCCGUUUUGGCCAAUUUAAAAGACAGGUUCACAAAAAAUGUGAACCAUUUGUUGAAGCGCAAACACCCGUUGAAUGGAUCUGAUAAGAGGUUGUGUGUGGUUGUGUCCACGUUUAAGAUAACCCAGGGAGGGGCGUAUUGGAGUAAGUGUUAUUAUCAGCACAUUUAAACAUGUUAAGUCAUUUACAUUCAUAUGCACAUCAUAAAAUAGACUAACACGUCAUUAUUGUAUCAACCCAAGAAACAACAAUGUCGAGAUUUUAUUCUGAAAGUCGUCACGCCUUUUUAUGGGCUUUCACUCAUUUGGGCCUUCUGUAGCAUGCACACAAUGUUUCAUCAUCUAAUAUGUUAGGAUGUGAGACAGAGAAUAUAUUCAUUCAUUCAUCCAUUCAUGCGUCACCUAUACAACAAAUCCCGAUUGCCUACACUAUUCUACCCUAUCGUGCCUCGUCACUUUUUCUGUUUUUGUUUCGCGUCUGUGGUACUCUGAAAUGUUGUUCAGUCUCCUGUUGCCUUUGCUGAGGACAGCCACACACCUUUCAUCUCUUAAAGACUAAGACAGGACCUUAACCUUAAGCAUGGUCUUAGCUCGUACUGUACAUGCCCGCUCUACUUGCCACCUUCAUCUUACUGUGAUGCUGCAAUUCAAACUGUAAAGUCGGUCUUAAUUGGGCAAAAGACCGACUUCCUUGCCGUUCUCCUUGUUUGGCUCUUAAAAUUUCCGCACCUUUUAUUGCCUUUUAUUGUAAUUUAUUUAUGCUUCGUCCCAGUUCGGUAUAAGAAGGUCUUCUGCAUCUAUUUAUUUAUGAUAUGAUAUCAUCUAAAGCUAAAUUAAUGUUCGGAAAAUGGUCUGUAUGUGGUGUGCUUUCUUUGGGGAAAUGUAAGUUUUAUGUUACAGUCUGUUUAUUGAACAUCCUGUUAAAGUUACAACUGUUUGUUACUAUUUUGUCCAAGAAUCACAACCACUGUGUACAACUGCAAACACAUUUGGACUCUAAAGAUGUGUUGUACAACAGACUGGCCCCUGUGAUUGUCCAGCGAUCUGGUUUAGAUUGAAUGGCAGAUGCAGGUUCCUGUCCAUUUUAAAAAGGUACAUUCUGCGAGUUCACGCAACUCAAACUUUGAUAAUUUUCCACGGAGUUGUAUAAUAUGUAUUAUACUAGAGAGUACAUUAUUUGGUUUCCGUUUUAUUUAUUGUGGCGUCCGCUGACGCGUUAUCGUCUCGGGUUGAGCCGGUACGCCUCUCGUCUUAUUGAAAAGCCGAGCUGUCGGUAUGUGGUAGAGGACAAGAGUCUUAUAUUGCUCUAAAAUCUGCAUUGUUUUUGGUCUGUUGGUUGUCAGUGUAACUGCAUGUACCCUCCAUAACCUCAGUCCCUCUGUACAGGACACAUUAAAUCAAGUAGAAAAGGUUAAAUUUUUCUGUGGAAUAGUUUGAGGAUAUGGAACAUAUUGCUCUACAUGAAAGUUAGAAAACUCGUCCAUUUAUUGUACAUUUAUGCCAUGUCCAUGCUAUAGUUAAUACUAUCAAAUGACCCUCUACUGCCACUUCCACAACAUCAACUGACUAAAUUUGACUACUUUAACCUUUGGAAACAUGAUAGUUUUGUUUCGACACUUAACGUAUAAAGCUGAGGAUGAGACUUGUUGGCCAACCACUUUUUACCUUCCUCAAUUUUUUUAGCUCUUGUUCCUGUUCAAUAUUCAAUGUUCUGCUUGUAGAACUGUAAAAAGGAAUACCGUAUUCUGAGGGCAAACAUGUUUGGAAGGCAUUUGCAGCCUGUUUGUACACAAAAAUGUUCAAUAAAACCUCGUUGUAACUACA
Molecule: messenger RNA, 8864 nt
Organism: Pseudoliparis swirei
Lineage: Eukaryota; Metazoa; Chordata; Actinopteri; Perciformes; Liparidae
Gene: bcr
Product: BCR activator of RhoGEF and GTPase
Exons: 23
Coding region: 921-5078 (1385 amino acids)
Biological process (GO): intracellular signal transduction; protein phosphorylation; positive regulation of GTPase activity
Cellular component (GO): membrane
Molecular function (GO): guanyl-nucleotide exchange factor activity; protein serine/threonine kinase activity; GTPase activator activity
Source: RefSeq, a predicted model, not a curated record